AUCCUAGGGCAUUUGUAUCUAAUGACAUAUGUACUUGUGUGAUUUUAUAAUUUUUUUUUACAAUGUCAAUAAUUAAAGUCUUGUUUUAAACUCACUUACUCAACAUAAUGAAAGCAGUUUUCCUCACAAAUUUCUCUAGUGAGUCACCGGGAAACCAGUGCUUGUGAUAAAUAGAAAACCCGCCUCAUCUCAUUUUCCAUCCAGUCUCCUUUUUAACCAUUUAUACACACACAUACACGCUCAGUGUAGCUCACUGCACCCUCUUUUCCCUCCCUUUUCUUCUCCCUCUUUCUCCUAGCUCACUUCUUUGUCAAACACGCCAUUCACCAAACACAAACACUUUCUCCAUUUCCUCUUCCUACCGUUAUCAAUGAACCAAUAGUCACUUACACACACACAGAGAUUGAGAGAGUGAGAGAGAGAGAGAAUCAGUUUCUCUCUAUGGCGUACAACCACCACCACCACCUCUCUCAAGACCUCCCAAUUCACCAUUUCUCAGACCAACAACAACAGGACCACCAUAACCACCACCCUCUAUUGGAUGACCCCACCACCAAACCUAACUCCUCCGAUCCUCACCAAACCGCACCCAAUUGGCUCAACAACGCCCUUCUCCGCCCUCACUACACCACCACCACCACCACCACCACCAACGCCAACACGAACUUCCUCAACCUCCAAACCGCCAAUUCCGACUCCACCGCCGCCCAAUCCUCCUCCCAGUGGCUCGCCCGCCCUGUUCUACACGGCAAGGUUAUCGACGGCGGCGCUGAUAUGUCUCACGACUCUACCGGCGGCGAGAAGACCGAGCCGGUGACUGAGGGCGGAGCUGACGGUGGUUUGAUGAGCUGGCAGAAUGCUAAGUGCAAGGCGGAGAUUCUGUCGCACCCGCUGUACGAACAGCUGCUUUCUGCACACGUGGCGUGCUUGCGGAUCGCCACGCCGGUGGACCAGUUGCCCAGGAUCGACGCUCAGCUGGCGCAGUCGCAGAAUGUGGUGGCCAAGUACUCCGCCUUUGGACACGGCUCUCAGGGUAUGCUUGGCGAGGAUAAGGAACUCGAUCACUUCCUGUCACACUAUGUUUUGUUGCUCUGUUCUUUCAAAGAACAACUUCAACAACAUGUCCGGGUCCAUGCAAUGGAAGCAGUGAUGGCUUGUUGGGAGAUUGAGCAGUCUUUACAAAGUCUGACAGGAGUUUCACCUGGGGAAGGUACAGGAGCAACAAUGUCUGAUGAUGAAGAUGACCAAGUAGACAGUGAUGCCAAUCUGUUUGAUGGUGGUUUGGACGGUCAUGACAAUAUGGGAUUUGGCCCUCUUGUUCCAACAGAGAAUGAGAGGUCCCUCAUGGAGCGUGUGAGACAGGAACUAAAGCAUGAAUUGAAACAUGGUUAUAAAUCGAAAAUUGUGGACAUAAGAGAGGAAAUCAUGCGCAAGAGACGAGCUGGGAAACUUCCUGGUGACACCACCUCUGUCCUUAAAGCCUGGUGGCAAUCACAUUCCAAGUGGCCUUACCCUACAGAGGAGGAUAAGGCAAGGUUGGUGCAGGAAACGGGUUUGCAGUUGAAGCAGAUCAAUAACUGGUUUAUCAAUCAAAGGAAGAGGAACUGGCAUAGCAAUGCUUCAACUUCUACUGCGUUGAAGAGCAAGCGCAAAAGGUCAUAAUAGUGCUGAUGGUUACAUAUAAAUGGAGAAAACCUCAAGACAAAUCUCUGAUUUUUUGUUGUCAUGCUUUGCAUGGAAGCAGAUUCAUCGAAAGUCAAUGAGCCAAAGUUACAGUUUUCUUAAGUUCAAGGAACAAGGUUAACAGAGAUGAUCGAGUUCCCACGGUGCAACAAAAUCAGAGAUUUCUAUUAGGAGUUAUAUACAGAAACAGAAUUGGUUAACUCCAUGGAUGUGUUUUAGUUACAUUGUAAUGUUAAAUGAAAUAUAUAUUGUAGUUAGGGGUUGUGGCCUGUGGGUGUACAGUAAUAAACUGAGCAUUCUUCCUUGAGUCUCAGUAAUUUUGUUCUUGUUCUUAAAUUGGGUAUAUUAACCUAAUGGGAAAAGUUCUGGUGUUUUGAUUGUUGUUGUAUACAAAUAAGAAUAUGAAGUUCAUUCUGGAGUAGAAACAA
Molecule: messenger RNA, 2111 nt
Organism: Lotus japonicus
Lineage: Eukaryota; Viridiplantae; Streptophyta; Magnoliopsida; Fabales; Fabaceae
Product: homeobox protein knotted-1-like 3
Exons: 6
Coding region: 442-1662 (406 amino acids)
Biological process (GO): regulation of DNA-templated transcription
Cellular component (GO): nucleus
Molecular function (GO): DNA binding
Source: RefSeq, a predicted model, not a curated record